UAAAGGACGGCAGAGACUGAAGUUUCGAACUGGAGGAGGAAUACUGGGAUUCGACACCUGCUGGAAAUGUCUGGGUAAAAACCUGGCGAUGUGCUUAUAUAUAACUAUAGUUGGGGUUUACCGCUGCGGUCCUCUUCCACGAAAGCACGCGCCCUCGCCUGGCUUCUGACACCGCGCAGAGCAGAUCCCACCCUUACCACGGAGCGCCGAACUAAUAUGCAAUGUUAUUUUGUACUGAAAGCCCUCGCGUCGCACCGUGAUCAGGCCACAUACCCACCCCCGCGCGACAAAUGCGAUCGAAAAAGUGUAUUCGGGUUACGGACAAGCCGGGAAGGCGACGCCGCUGGUAACGAGUCGGAUGCGAACCCAAGCACCGUCCUGAACUGGCACGCAAUAUUUCUGCACUUGAAUGAAGACGCAGACGAGCCGGGGCAUCACGCGGCGUUUUCUAUGGUACAAGUCGCAUUCUCGUGCGGCAGAACUGAUCCAGCAGGGCUAUUAUGCAACCGCAAAGAGCCCUUCCCUAUGAGGGCGCCUAGGCUGCUGGACUGCUCUUCGCCCAAAUCAAUGUGGUUUCUUUGGAACAUUUUCAGCAAAGGAUCGCAUAUGCUGCAGUGUCUUUGUGGCAAGAGUCUUAAGAAAAACAAGAACCCAAGUGAUCCCCAGCUCAAGGGCAUUGUGACCAGGUUAUAUUGCAGGCAAGGCUACUACUUGCAGAUGAGCCCAGAUGGAUGUUUGGAUGGGACCAAAGAUGACAGCACUAACUCCUCAAUGUUCAACCUCAUCCCAGUGGGCCUUCGAAUUGUUGCUAUCCAGUCUGUGAAGACAGGAUUAUACAUUGCUAUGAAUGCAGAGGGCCAUCUGUACACAUCAGAACUUUUCACACCAGAAUGCAAGUUCAAAGAGUCGGUUUUUGAGAACUACUACGUCAUUUAUUCAUCCAUGCUCUACAGACAGCAGGGGUCAGGUCGGGCCUGGUUCCUGGGCCUAAAUAAAGAGGGACAGCCUAUGAAGGGGAACCGGGUAAAAAAGACAAAACCAGCUGCUCACUUUCUACCCAAGCCCAUAGAAGUUGCCAUGUAUCGUGAGCCCUCCUUGCAUGACGUUGGUGAAGCAGUCCCAAAGGCUGGAGUUCCUGCCAGUAAAAGCACAGAGCCAGUGGUCAUGAAUGGUGGCAAGCCUGUUAGCAAGCCUGAGAAGGAGACAUAGCCCUAUUUCCCUUCCCCUCCCCUUCUGAGGGACUCUCCACAUGUGCUACUUAAAAAAAAAAACACACACACACGUUUGUGUCUUUGGCUUGUGAAAGGAUUAAAGAAGAAAAGUCUCCCUCCUGUAGUGUUUAUUCACUGGAACAAAUUAAUAAAGGGGUGAUUGUGAUCAAAGGACAAGGGUUUAUUGCUCAAAAAGACUCAGACCGUAGAGGAGAUGGCUGAGGAGGGGGGACCACUGAAUGCUCAGCAUUAAGAAACUGUCAUUGGAAUGUCCUAUGUGAUAUGGUACCAUAUGUCUUUUCAGUCCCUUUUCAAGUCCCUUUUCUUUCAGUUCUACCUUUUUUCUGUGAUAAUCCUCUGUGAAAAUGCCAUAUUUUCAUCUGCCUUGUCUGUUAGUUUUGCCUGCUGACAGCUAUCCACAGUUUUUUAGUUGGACCAUUCAUGUUAUUGUGGUUUUGCAGAAUACCACAGUGCACCAGCAUUUGUCUUGAUUGAUAGCCAUACAGAUGUAAAUUAAAUCUGUUAUUUUUGCUGUCUUUUUUU
Neoarius graeffei (lesser salmon catfish) is the source of this 1754-nucleotide messenger RNA. RefSeq names its product fibroblast growth factor 14-like. The transcript has 5 exons. The coding region runs from base 217 to 1209 and encodes 330 amino acids. Gene Ontology annotation, molecular function: growth factor activity; fibroblast growth factor receptor binding. Gene Ontology annotation, cellular component: cytoplasm. Gene Ontology annotation, biological process: cell differentiation; fibroblast growth factor receptor signaling pathway; positive regulation of protein phosphorylation. Lineage: Eukaryota; Metazoa; Chordata; Actinopteri; Siluriformes; Ariidae. The record is from RefSeq and is a predicted model, not a curated record.